This is a messenger RNA of Nezara viridula (southern green stink bug), 450 nucleotides long. NCBI's taxonomy places the organism in Eukaryota, Metazoa, Arthropoda, Insecta, Hemiptera, Pentatomidae. The record is from the annotation of a GenBank genome assembly.
AUGACUACUCACCCAUCGUUAAAAAACACCCGAGUUACGAGAACACAAUCUUGCCUCGUAAAUCGGACUACUAAACGCCAGCGACUUGGAAUUCGGAAAACAUCACUUCUUUUUGGAACAUGUAAUCAUUACAGUAAAAAUAUGGGCAUCAUCUGGGGCAGUGGUGCUUCUUCAGUGAAUGCUGGGACAGUACUUGACCGAGUGAUCUCUCAAGCAUCAAAUAAGGAUGAAUGCCUUCUUUACAAAUUGGCCAACUACAAGAAAGGAGGAGAGCUGAUAGAUGCCUAUAAUGCAGGAGGCCAAAGUGAGGUUGAGAAACUGAUAAGGGAACAGUUCGGCCAAUUGAUGUAUAAUGAAGGAAAGGGUGCUCUCAUCAACAGAGCUGAAUAUCUGCGAUGGAAAUUUAGGGACAUGCAACAGGUUAGUGAGUUUUACUACUGUCUAAAUUAA